AUGGCAUCUACUGUGGAAUCUAGACGUGCCUCAAUGGCCGAUAGACGUCCCUCUAUGGCUGAGCGUCAGUCCACAGGUAUAGGUAUAGGUAUAGGCUCUCGUAGGCCUUCGGUUAUUCCUUAUUUGGCGGGUAUCGAGAAACCUGUGUUGCCUUCCAUUCCUUCAAAGUGUGAUGUUCUUAUUUGUGGUACAGGUUUAGUGGAGAGUAUAUUAGCUGCUGCUUUAGCAUGGCAAGGUUCUUGUGUUCUUCAUGUUGAUGCCAAUCCUUAUUAUGGUGAUACUUGUGCCACUCUAACUAUUGAGCAAAUCAAAGCCUGGUGUUCAAGCGUCAACGAUUCACUUUCCGGUUUCCAGGGCUUUUCUAAGGCAAUGUUACAUAUACCUUUCCCUCACAGACUUGUGUCCAGGGACUAUGGUAUUGAUUUGACUCCUCGUGUUCUGUUCACCAAAUCUGAUCUUCUCUCUUUGCUGAUUACUUCCCGUGUAUAUCGUUACUUGGAGUUCCAAUCUUUGAGUAACUUCCAUACUUUCGAGAAGGAUACUUUUGGCAAGAUCAUGUCCACCAAGGAAGAGAUCUUUACCGACCAAUCAAUGACGCUUUCAAACAAGCGUAUGCUAAUGAAAUUCAUGAAGUUCGUUCUUGAGUACGAACAACCUGAAAACAAGCAGGAGUUGGAGCAGCAUAUGCAAGAGCCAUUUACUCAGUUUGUCAGUGACAAGUUUCAUUUGACUCCACAGCAGAUUAACGAACUCUGCUAUACGCUAGGUAUGGUUCCUCAGCCAGAUAUUUCAACGCUUCAAGGUCUUUCACGUAUUAGACGAUACUUAGUAUCUUUCAACAUAUAUGGAAACUUCCCAACGCUUUACUCUAAGUAUGGAGGACCUGGUGAGAUCUCACAAGGUUUCUGCAGAUCUGCUGCGGUUGCCGGUGCUACGUAUAAAUUGGAGUCCACUCUACAAAGUUUCGAUGCUGAUACUAAAACUGCCACCUUCACUGAUGGUAGUAAAGUGAAAGUUACCGAGAAAGUGGUUUUUUCACCUUCUCAGGCUGCUCAAGGCUCUAGAAAUGUACCAGAAAGACGUUACCAGAUCACUAGAUUGAUAACCAUUGUGGAGAAAUCGUGUAAGGAGUGGUUUGCCGAAGGUGAAAGUGCAGCUAUAGUAGUUUUCCCUCCAAAGUCGCUCAGCUCCAACAACGUGUAUCCGGUUCAGUCAAUUAUAAUGGGAUCUGGUACUGGUUCAUGCCCUAAAAAUCAGUGUAUAUGGUAUCUUUCCACCAUCGAGCAAGGUGAGAGAGGACGAAGAGACUUGGAGGCGGCAUCUAAAAAGAUGGAAGAGUCGAUUCUAAGAGAAUCCGAAGCUGGUGGAUUCGAUGUCAAUUUGACCGAUAGCGAUGUGGCCAUUCAUGCAAAUGGUAGCAUAUCUGUUAUUAACUCUGUGAAAUUGGGUAAGUCUUUCAAAGAGUUUGUUCCAAAGGAGAAGCUGACGUAUUUGCUCAAGCUAAUGUUUACUCAGCAUACUUCAGUAGCACCAUUUGGAGUGGUUUCCAACGGUGUAUUUGAAAAAGCAGAGGAGACUGAUCAUCCUGGCAAAGGUCCUGAUGAAAAUGUUCUCUAUUCAAGUAUGCCUUCUACCGAAAUUUCAUAUGAUGGUGUGGUUACGGAAGCCAGAUUAUUAUAUUCUAAGAUAGUCGGUUCUGAUGACGACUUCUUUGAUGUGGACUUCGAAGACGAGGACGAAAACGAUAACGUUCUCGCAAACGAGUCUGCCAUUGCUGAUGACAGUGAUGAGUUCCAGCCUGAGAUGGCCUUUGAACUUUGA
This is a messenger RNA of Brettanomyces nanus, 1821 nucleotides long. RefSeq lists its product as uncharacterized. Gene Ontology annotation, cellular component: cytosol; Rab-protein geranylgeranyltransferase complex; cytoplasm. Gene Ontology annotation, molecular function: GDP-dissociation inhibitor activity. The coding region runs from base 1 to 1821 and encodes 606 amino acids. The transcript has a single exon. The record is from RefSeq and is a predicted model, not a curated record. Lineage: Eukaryota; Fungi; Ascomycota; Pichiomycetes; Pichiales; Pichiaceae. Gene Ontology annotation, biological process: small GTPase-mediated signal transduction; vesicle-mediated transport; protein geranylgeranylation.